UUUGAUUAGAUAUUAAUUGAAAAUUUUCUUAAGUAUUAUUGUAGAAAAAAAAUAUUAAAAUAUAGUAGAAAAAGCAAAUAGAUGCGUUAAUCAGGAUACUAGCAAUAAUUUUAAAUUUAAUAGCAGAGAUAGACAUAGUUUUUGCCUUCUAGCAGCUAGCGAGUAUAAACACUGCCUAGUGAUUUAAAUAGUUAAUUAGUUAACACUCCUUCAUCUUUUAAUAGGAAAUCUAUGUACUAAUCGCCAUCUUCUACUCAAAUAUAACCAAGAAUGGCUGCUUCUCCUCUUAAUCAAAGAUUUAGUUCACCCAUGCCAACAAAAAUAGCUUAAGGAUACACAAGCCCACUUUCAAAUUCAAACGUUAGUUUAGUAAAUGGCCAAUUAACUGCUAGUGUAAACUAACCAAAUGGAUAUCUGAAUACUAUUUUGAAUUCACCUUCAACACCCUAAGCAAGCAACUAAUUUACUGCUACUUUACCAAGUUAAAAUUAGUAAUUCAGUAAAACUUUGUCAGGAGGAUUUGGUACAAAUUCAUUAACAUCAUCAUAGAAUAUGGGAUUAGCAAAUAGUUUAAAUAGUAAUGGGACUGAGUCAGUUUUUUAGCAGACAAGCUUGAUUAAAGAUUUGGAUUAGCAAGUAAAAAAAUUAAAAGAUGAAUUAGAAACAAGCAGAGCAAUACAGCUUAACACUUAAAAGCAUAAUGAUGAGCUUAUAAAAAAAAUAAAAGUAUUAAUUAAUGAAAAUGAAAAAAUGCAGCUUAAAGAGUAAGAAAAAGAAGAGUAGAAUAUUAAGGAUUUAAAGAUUCCUCCUAACAUAUAAGUCCUUCUUCUGGAAAACAAAAAAUUUUAAGGAAUUAUUAGGGAUUUAGAAUCAAAAGCAAAGCUCUUAAUAUUAGAAAAUGAGAAGCAAACUUUUCUUUUGAAGUAAAACUCUAUUUUGUAGCAAAAAAGUAAAGCACAAGGAGAAAAUGUACCAACUGAAAAUGCUUUAAACGUUUAACUAAAUACAUUAACUCUUUAAGAUUACAAAGAGAGGUGCACAUAGUUAGAAAAAAAACUGGAAAUAUAAAUGAUGGAACAAAAAAAUAUUUAAAAUUUAGCUAGUACAUGGGAGUAAAAGCUAGAUUUACUAUUGUAAGAAAACGAAAAGUUAUAGAAAUUAGUAAAAGAAAAAAUUUAAUAGCAUGAAAACUUAAGUAGAGAAAACACUUCGUUACUCUAGAGAAUUAAAGAGUUAAAAAAUGAAAAUGAAAAGAUACAAUAAGUGAUGUCUGAAAGUGGUCUGUCUGAUAUGUAAGUAAUGGAAAUGGAAACUAAAUUUUAGACCAUUUUAGAAGAAAAUAACAGAAUAAAUGAGUUAUUAACAGAAAGAAAUACAGAGGCUGAUAAAUAGCAGUAAAAAAUUAUAUAGUUAGAAGAUCAAUUAAUCUAGUUAAGUCAUAGAAAUCCAAUUUAAGCUAAUAACAUUAAUGAAGAAAAGGCAAGUAUUUAAGAGUUUGAGCUCAGGAAUUAAUUAUAAGAAAUGUCUGAGAAAUUAAGAGAAUUGUAAGAAUCUAAUCAGAAAUUGAAUGCAGAAAAAUAAAUACUAUUAGAAGAAAAUUAGGUAAUCAGCUAAUUGAUUAGCUAGAAUUAAGCUUACUAAUAAGAAAUUUAGUAAAAGUAGGAAAUAAUUAGCUAGCUAAAUGAAAAUUAAAUAUCAAAAAGUGAAUCAUAAAAUUUAUUAAAUCAUUUUCAUAAUCCUUAGGAAAUCAAUUUAAUUAAAGAAGAGUAUUCACAAUCAAUCCUAAGAUUUGAAUAAUAUGUGCAAGAAAUUGAAAUUGAAAAACAAGAAUUAAUUUUAGUUCAAAAUGAAAAAAUUGAAGAAUUCUAAAAGAAUCUUAAUGAAUUAAUAGUAAAAUUAGAAAACAGUGAGAGCAAAGUGAAGCAAUUAUAAGAACAACUUGUUGAGAAACAAAGCUUACUUUAAUAAAAAACUUAAGAAAUAAAUACAAUGAAAAUAAAAGUUAGUGUGAGUGCAGAAUAAAUGGAAAGAUGUAAAAUAGAAAUAGAUGAUUUUAAUAAAUAGCUUCUAGAAAAAUAAAUUGAAGUGACUUAAAAGUAGUCAUAAAUUGAUUAGUUAGAAAAUCAAGUGAACUAUCUUAUAAAAGAAAAAGAUAAUUUAAAAAGUGAAGCCAGCAAGUUGAAUACCCUCUUAUAAGCAAGGAAAGAUCAAUUUGACAUAGCUAAUAAAAAUUUAUAGGAGACAAGAAAUGAACUGUCAAAGUCUCUAACCAAUAACUAUCAAUUAUAAUAAGAAAAUACUAACUUGUCUUUAAAUAACUAAAAGCUUGUUGAAAAUAUAAAUAAACUUGAAGAAUAGUUGAAAGUUAUUGAUAAUUAGCAUUUAAGCUAGCUAAAGAAUUCAGAUUGCAGUUUGUUUUAGUAAAAACAGAGUAUCGUGAUAGAAACUUCAUCAAAGCAAAACUAAAUAAUUCUAAGAUUGUUAGAGCUAGAAAAGAAUUUACAAUAAAAAAUAUUUGCAAAUACUAAUGGUAAUGGAGAAUGCAUGUAAAAGGGUUAGUCAUUAAGUUAAUAAAUAAUAAAAGAAGAAAGAUAAGAAUCUUAAAAUUCUAUUUGA
Molecule: messenger RNA, 2616 nt
Organism: Tetrahymena thermophila SB210
Lineage: Eukaryota; Ciliophora; Oligohymenophorea; Hymenostomatida; Tetrahymenidae
Exons: 5
Source: RefSeq, a predicted model, not a curated record